Molecule: messenger RNA, 990 nt
Organism: Penicillium olsonii
Lineage: Eukaryota; Fungi; Ascomycota; Eurotiomycetes; Eurotiales; Aspergillaceae
Source: the annotation of a GenBank genome assembly
AUGGUUAAAGUGCUCUUGACUGGAGGCAGCGGUUUCAUCGCCGCCCACAUUGUAGACAUUCUACUACAGCAUGGCUUUGAUACAGUUGUGACGGUCCGAUCCGAGGAAAAGGGCGACCAAAUCCUCAAGGCGCACCCGAACACAAAGCAGAAGCUAUCCUAUGUGAUCGUAAAAGAUGUCGCUCAGGAUGGUGCAUUUGAUGAGGCUGUCAAAUCAGACCCGCCGUUCGAUUACGUUUUGCAUACUGCAUCACCUUUCCACUUUAACGUUCAAGACCCCGUGAAGGACUUCCUUGACCCUGCUAUCAAGGGAACCACUGGGAUCUUGAAGGCCAUCAAAGCCUUUGCCCCGACAGUGAAGCGAGUGGUGAUCACGUCAUCUUUUGCUGCUAUUGUCAACCCCAAGAAAGCCCCCGCAGUAUACGACGAGAAGGCGUGGAACCCAGUGACAUGGGAGGAGGCGAUGGAUCACUCGCAGGUCUAUCGAGCUAGCAAGAAAGCUGCCUGGGAUUUUGUCGAGAAGGAGAAGCCAAACUUCGACCUUGCUACCAUUAACCCACCCUUGGUGUUUGGACCGGUUGUUCACUACUUGAACACUUUGGAGGCUAUCAACACAUCGAACCAGCGGUUCCGAAGUCUUGUCCAGGGCGAGAUGAAGGAGAAACUAGCUCCAACCGGAAACUUCCUCUGGGUGGAUGUACGGGAUGUUGCUCUUGCUCACGUGAAAGCAAUUGAGGUCAGCGAGGCCGGCGGAGAGAGAUUCUUCGUUACCGCGGGCUACUUUUCCAAUAAGAAGAUCGCAGACGCCGCCCGUGAAUCCAAUCCCGAUUUGGAGGCCAAGCUGCCACCAACUGACGCGACUGAUGAUUUCCCGGCGAACAUUUAUGGAUUUGACAACAGCAAGUCUCAGAAGGUUUUGGGGCUGGAAUACCGACCUCUGAAACAGACAGUAAAGGAUACCAUAGACUCGCUUCUGGUGAUUGGUGUUUAG